AUGAGACUAGCACGCGCUGCUAUGCUCGAACAAGACCACCAUCCUGAACUACGGUUGCGAGAGAAAGGAACGAAUGGCAUAUGUGCUGGGGUCUGCACAGCUCGUGAAGAUGGACCGUCCAAGUAUCCAAGUACCCAAGGCUCUGAGGAAGGCGAAAUCGCCGAAACCUCAGCGAUUGACCAACAACAACAACAACUUACUGUAACUUCUCAUCAGCUCAGCAAAAUCAGUUCACAAGAACAGAUGUAG
Messenger RNA from Angiostrongylus costaricensis, 249 nucleotides. The record is from the annotation of a GenBank genome assembly. NCBI's taxonomy places the organism in Eukaryota, Metazoa, Nematoda, Chromadorea, Rhabditida, Metastrongylidae.